Oncorhynchus kisutch (coho salmon) is the source of this 3065-nucleotide messenger RNA. RefSeq names its product protein NOXP20-like. The transcript has 13 exons. NCBI's taxonomy places the organism in Eukaryota, Metazoa, Chordata, Actinopteri, Salmoniformes, Salmonidae. The record is from RefSeq and is a predicted model, not a curated record. The coding region runs from base 786 to 2039 and encodes 417 amino acids.
CCGGGGGUGACGUCACCUCCCAUAGCACCGACGGACAACACGCGGAUCCCUGUCUACGUGGCGGGGCGGAAGGAGCGCGUCUAGCGGAGAGAGUUGUCAGCAGCGAGACUAACCGAUGAACAUGUCUGACUCCAACCCUCCCAUAUUCCCCCCCGCUCCUCUCUCUGAACCCCCCCCACACCGACGCCAACCCCCAGGAGAAGACACACACACAGCUCUCCCGCCUCCCACCACCCGUCCCCCAGCCCCUCGUUGGCCACGGAGGGUUCCGAGGACUCUGAGCCAGCCAACAGGUGCGCAGGAGAGGACGUGACCAGGGACGACAGAGAUGAGGCUCCUAUUGACCAAUCAGGGGGCGGCGGCGUGGAGGGAUCAGGUGACUGAAUGUGGCCAAUUGGUGAGCCUGGAGGCGGGAGACCGCUGCUGCCGAGGGGGAGGAAGAGGACUCUCUUCAGGUCAAGGGGAAAGGUUGGGGUGGAUGGGGCUCCUGGGGGAAGUCUCUACUGACCAGUGCCACGUCUACUGUGGGUAACAGUCUAACUUCAGUAAAGGAGAAGGCCGGAGCUCUGCGUCUUCACAGGAACUCAGUAGGAGAGGAGGCGCGAGAGGAGGGAGAGGAGGAGAGGAAGGAGGGAGGAGAGGAGGAAGAGGAGGAUAGCUGUCCUCAGUCAGCCCUUGUCUCCACUCCACCACCAAGCAGAGGAGUACUGUCUACCAUCACACACGCUGGUAAAUCAGUGAUCAGUGGAGGUCUCGAUGCCUUAGAGUUCAUCGGUAAGAGAACCAUGACGGUCCUGGCAGAGACUGACCCUGGUUUCAGGAAGACCAAGAUACUAAUGCAGAGGACUGUCUCACUCAGCCAGAUGCUGAAGGAUGCCAAGGAGAAGGAGAGGGCUCGUCUCAGCUGCCAGCCAAUCAGUGAGCCCACAGCUCACUACGGAAUCCUGUUUGAUGACUACCAGGGCCUAUCACACCUAGAGGCUCUGGAGAUUCUGGCCAAUGAGAGUGAGGCUAAGGUUCAGUCGUUCCUCUCCUCCCUGGAAGAGGAGGAUCAGGAGGAGAUAAAGAAAGAACUGAUCGCCAUAAAGGACAUCUUUGUCAGCCACACGGGAGAGGAGAAGGAGGAGGAGGGAGAGGAGAAGAAGGAGGAGGGAGAGGAGAAGGAGGAGGGAGAGGAGACAGUGGAUAGGGGUGAUCUAAGUCCCCAGUGUUCUACUCCUCUGUCAACUGAUGGGGAGGAGUUUGUGAGCGUUCUGACUGAGUUGCUGUUUGAGCUUCACGUCGCUGCCACCCCAGACAAACUCAACAAGGCCAGGAUGAGAGCGCAUGAUUGGGUGAGAGAGGUGGAGAAACCUGUCGUCGUCACAGAAACCAUCGGGGGGGCGACGGAGGAGGAGCAAAGAGGAGAACCUGAAAUAAGAGAGGGAGAGGAAGAGAAGAAAGAGGGGGAGGAGCUAAAGGAGAAGAAAGAGGGGGAGGAGCUGGAGGAGAAGAAAGAGGAGGAGGAGCUAAAGGAGAAGAAAGAGGGGGAGGAGCUGGAGGAGAAGAAAGAGGGGGAGGAGCUGGAGGAGAAGAAAGAGGGGGAGGAGCUAAAGGAGAAGAAAGAGGGGGAGGAGGUAAAGGAGAAUGAGGAAGAGAGACGAUCCAGGUCUGUAGAGGCAGUGUACCUCUGUUCAGUGGGCUCCCUGGCAGAGGUGACAGCCCGCAGUAUCGAACAGCUCCACAAGGUGGCAGAGUUGAUCCUCCACGGACAGGACCUGGAGAAACCUGCCAGAGACCAGGCUCACAUACUCACCAGGUUGACGUGUGCCAUGUGUCGGGAGGUGGGUUGUCUUGCCAGGAAGUUCUCUGGUACUCUGCUCACCGUUGGGGUUCAGAGAAAAGCAGAAGAGUUGAACCCUUUGGUAGACAGUGUGCUGCUUGAGGGUUCUAACAGCACCACAUACAUCCAGAACGCCUUCCAGCUCCUCCUCCCGGUUCUCCAGAUGUCACACAUCCAGACCCAGAGCUCUAGGACCCGCACGGAACCACAGCCCUAACCCUGUCGUAGCCACAGUAAAUACACCUCAUACUGCUGAAGUGCUGUUAGCAUACUAGCCAGUCCUAAUGAUGUAACUAUGUACAGGAAGAUAAUGUGAUAUAUAUAUAAAUAACAGCGAUACGGAAGUCAACUACUAGGUUGCCAUAGUAACAGACUGACUAGGAUAUCUUUAAACUAUUAGGUAAUGCAGUAACUUAGUAUAGUUUCAUGUAAGGGGAACAACUUCUCAGAUUGAAGAGCUUGUACUCAUGUCUAUUAAGCAUCUCCAAAUUGAUUAUUUUAUUAUAUAUACACAUAUAUAUUAAUCAUAUUUAUAUAUAUAUUUAUAUAUUACUGCUCAGAGGUAAAUCUAAACAUGAUUCAUGUCAACUGGCUAAUUUAACCCGGUGUAUCAGAUUAUGUCUUAUCGUUUUAAAAAGCGAAACCCAAAAAAUAGUUUGUUUUUAGUGUCACGUAAAACCAGAUCAGUGCAGUGUGUUGUUUAACAGUGGCGUCCCUGAAGCAUAUUAGGGUUCAGUGCUUUUCUCAAAAAGACACAUCGACAUAUUUUUCCAGUUGUUUGUUGCUUUGUCAGCUCAGGUGUUCGAACCAGAGACCUUUGGGUUCCUGGGCCCAAUGCGCUAACCGCUAGGGUACCUGCUGGUUACUGGCCCAGCGCGCUAACCGCUAGGCUACAUGCUGGUUCCUGGGCCCAACGCGCUAACCGCUAGGCUACAUGCCGCAGGUAUUGAUGUUCCCUGCUUAAUGAAGGGGUGUUUCUUUACAUCGCAGAACAACUGACCUUGUUUAAAUGGCAGAACAACAAACCUUGACAUUAACGGACAAAGACAAAAAAGGACCAGCACUAUAAUGCUCUAUAUUUCUAUUUCUGUGUGUUUAUUGUUUUUAGGUCCACUGGUUUAUUAAGUCGUUGUUGGAUCAUUUAUUAAUCUGCUGCUAUGGUAACGGAGAUGGAAUCUGACAACGGAACCUGUAAUCACAAAAUAACAACAACGAAAAAUAAAAACACCUUUUUUAAACCUUU